Zygosaccharomyces rouxii is the source of this 1932-nucleotide messenger RNA. It is a transcript of the gene GUT2, whose product is annotated as glycerol-3-phosphate dehydrogenase. Lineage: Eukaryota; Fungi; Ascomycota; Saccharomycetes; Saccharomycetales; Saccharomycetaceae. The coding region runs from base 1 to 1932 and encodes 643 amino acids. Gene Ontology annotation, molecular function: glycerol-3-phosphate dehydrogenase (quinone) activity. Gene Ontology annotation, cellular component: mitochondrion; glycerol-3-phosphate dehydrogenase (FAD) complex. The record is from RefSeq and is a predicted model, not a curated record. Gene Ontology annotation, biological process: glycerol-3-phosphate metabolic process. The transcript has a single exon.
AUGUUUGCACGAGGAGGUAAGUUAUUCCCUAAGGCACUUGCCCUGACGGGUACAGUCGGAGGUGCCUUGGCAGUUCACCAAUAUAUGGAUUCCAGGAGACAAAGCUCAGCAUUGAGUAAUGAAGUCCCAGUCGUAUCUCCUAUCGACCCCAGGCCAUCUGUUAAUCUGCCAAGUAGAGAGGAUCUUUUAUCAAAUUUACAAAAAACCGAUAAAUUUGACGUUUUAAUUAUCGGCGGUGGUGCUUCAGGUGCUGGUUCAGCAUUAGACGCUGCUACAAGAGGUCUUAAUGUCGCAUGCGUAGAAGCUAACGAUUUUGCGUCUGGUACUUCUUCCAAAUCCACAAAAAUGGCUCAUGGUGGUGUUCGUUAUCUGGAAAAAGCUGUUUUCGAAUUAUCAAGGGCUCAAUUGGAUCUGGUUAUCGAAGCUCUUAACGAACGUGGUCACAUGCUGGAGACUGCACCUCAUUUGUGCAAAAUCUUACCUAUUAUGAUUCCUGUUUAUUCUUAUUGGCAAGUUCCCUAUUUCUUUGCUGGUUGUAAAUUAUAUGAUUGGUUUGCUGGUAAACAAAACUUAAGAUCUUCUUACCUUUUGUCCAAGACUUAUGCAUCUGAAUUGGCUCCAAUGUUGGAUGAAAGUAAAUUGAAAGCUGGUCUUGUUUAUCACGAUGGUUCCUUUAAUGAUUCACGUAUGAAUUCUACUUUAGCUAUUUCAGCUAUUGAACAUGGGGCUACUGUAUUAAAUUAUGUCAAAGUUACUCAAUUACUAAAGGAUUCUUCUACCAAUAAAGUCGAAGGUGCUAUCGUAGAGGAUCAAGAAACUGGGAAACAAUAUCAAGUUAAAGCUAAGGUUACCGUAAAUGCCACUGGUCCUUAUUCUGAUUUAAUUUUACAAAUGGAUAAGAAUAAGAACGGUCUGCCUGAUCCUCAACCACCUCAACCUGCUAAUGUUUCUAUUGCUACUGAAGUUGCAGUUAAUAAACCAAAUAUGGUUGUCCCCAGUGCAGGUGUUCACAUUAUUCUACCUUCGUACUAUUGUCCCAAAACUGUUGGGUUGUUAGAUGUUAAAACUGCCGAUGGUAGAGUUAUGUUUUUCUUACCAUGGCAAGGUAAAGUUUUAGCAGGUACUACUGAUAUUCCAAUGAAAACUGUCCCACAAAAUCCAACUGCAACUGAAGCCGAUAUCCAAGAUAUCUUGCGUGAAUUACAACACUAUAUCAAAUUCCCUGUCAGAAGAGAAGAUGUUCUAUCUGCAUGGGCUGGUAUUAGACCAUUAGUUAUGGAUCCAAGAAAGAGAAAAGACACUGGUGGUAGCACUGAAGGUUUGGUUAGAAAUCAUCUGAUUUUUACUAGUGAAACUGGUUUAAUUACGUUAGCAGGUGGUAAAUGGACCACUUACAGAGAAAUGGCUGAACAAACUAUCGAUGAGGUUGUUAAAGAAGGUGGAUUUAGUGUUAAACCAUGCAUUACAAGGAAAAUAAAAUUAGCCGGUGGUGAAAAUUGGACUCCAAAUUUAAGUGCCCUGUUGGCCCAGCACUAUAAAUUAUCACAAGCCAUGUCUCAACAUUUAUCUAACAAUUACGGUACAAGAGCUCCAAUAAUUUGCGAAUUGUUUAAAGAAGAUGAAAGAAACCAAUUACCUGUAGCAUUUGGUGGCAGAGAAAAUGUUACCGUUUUACACCACGUUAACUUCGAUUCUUUCCGUUAUCCAUUCACUAUCGGUGAAUUUCUCUACUCGAUCCGUCAUGAAUAUUCUAGAAAAGCUACUGAUUUCUUAAUGAGAAGAACUAGAUACGCCUUUUUAGAUGCAGCUAACGCAUUGACUGCUGUCGAAGGUACCGUUAAGGUUAUGGGUGAUGAAUUAAACUGGGAUUCAGCAAGAAGACAGCGUGAAAUCGAGGAAUGCACUGAAUUCAUCAAAACUUUUGGUGUGUAA